Messenger RNA from Mycotypha africana, 324 nucleotides. RefSeq names its product 60S ribosomal protein. The record is from RefSeq and is a predicted model, not a curated record. NCBI's taxonomy places the organism in Eukaryota, Fungi, Mucoromycota, Mucoromycetes, Mucorales, Mycotyphaceae. Gene Ontology annotation, molecular function: RNA binding; structural constituent of ribosome. Gene Ontology annotation, cellular component: cytosolic large ribosomal subunit. The transcript has 2 exons. The coding region runs from base 1 to 324 and encodes 107 amino acids.
AUGGCUCCCGUCAAGUCCAAGAAGAAUGCUGAAUCUAUCAACUCUCGUAUCCAGCUCGUUAUGAAGUCUGGUAAAUACACCCUUGGUUACAAGUCCACAUUGAAAUCCAUUCGUCAAGGAAAGGCCAAGUUGAUUAUUAUUGCUGGUAACUGUCCUCCUCUUCGUAAGUCCGAGAUUGAAUAUUAUGCUAUGUUGUCCAAGACUGGUGUCCACCACUACAACGGUAACAACAUCGAUCUCGGUACUGCUUGUGGUAAGCUUUUCCGUUGCAGCGUUCUCUCUAUUACUGAUGCCGGUGACUCCGACAUCUUGACUGCCCAAUAA